AUGCCAAAUGUCAGUGCGGAAGCGGAGGAGUUCUGGCGGAUGUGGUGUGCUGGCGAGCGGGCCGUCAAGCCUACACUCGCCGACUGCAGAGCCGUCAUCGCCUCCAACCUCGACGCGGACGGAACCAUCCCUCUACCUGGCGGUCGGAAAGCAUGGCUGUACCUCAACCCCUGGCAGCAUCAAGAGCGGUUCAAGCGGUAUAUCGACCCGAAGAACGUGCGGGAGGAACUGGAGAAUGACAAGCGGAGCAUGGUCGAACGGCGGACACUACGCGUCAUGUCAAACAUGCGCUUCCUAUUUCCUCCCCUCCCGGCUGCCUCUAUAUCGUACUAUGACCGGCUCGACCCAUCUGUCCAAGCAGAGGUAAGCCAACUUCGGCGGUACUGGAUCUCGCUCGGCGCAUUCAAGGACCAGCUCUUCUGGUCUCGCCUCGUCGUCGUCGGUCUCCUCUUCCUCCCCUGCCUCCUCCUCGCCGGCGUAUACGUAUGCGCGCUGGAGCGAGUGCCUUUUACGGGCAGAUGGCGGAUCAUCCUACUCACGGCGGAAGAGGAGGACAAGAUUUCGACCAGCCUGGCGGGAACCAACUGGUACAAAUCCGUCAUCAACCUCCUCACCACUCCCGAGGCUCCGGCUCCACCCAUCCUGCCAUUAACGGACUGGCGAUGGGAGUGGGUCCAGACUACCCUGAGGACGCUGGAAGACGGGGUCGUUGCGGCGGUCGCAGCGUCCGAGGCGGGAAUAGACGAUACCUCGGCCGGCUUUGACGGGUAUCGGCCACCGCCCUCCAAGUAUCCCCUCAAACCCCGUCCACGCGUCUCGUCCCGUCUGCACUCGGCUUUACCCGGCGGCGAUCCACAAUCGGGACAAGAACACCUCGAGCUCGGGCCUCCGUUCAGCCUCAUGCUACUGCAAAAGGACGAGCGGAAUGCUUUCUCGUACGGCUUUGGAGGCAAAGGAGCCGGCGGUGUUGUGGUCUUCACGGGACUGCUGGAUGAUAUCCUGGCGAAUGAUCAAGCCGAGGAGGCGGUGGUGGAACAGCAGAAACCAAGCGGUGUGUUUGGCGGCCUCUUUCCUUCGCCUAGCCCAUCGCGGAAGGCGAAAAGGCGUACCGAGCCGACCGAGGAACAGACGCUGCACCUCGCGAGUGUGCUAGCGCACGAAAUGGGCCAUCUGCUGCUAUCCCAUCAUCUCGAGACGCUCAGCCAGCAGCAGGUGCUCUGGCCGAGUCUGCUGGGUCUGUCGAUGGAUCUCAUUCGAGCAUUUAUCUGGCCAUUCACCAUAUUCCUCGGCCCCGCUGUCAACGACGCCUUGGCCAAUAUGGGCCGCACAACGACCAAUGAGCUGGUUGAUCGGUAUGGCGAGAUCGGGUUUCAGUGGAAGCAUGAGUAUGAGGCGGAUUCGGUCGGCUUGAGAAUUCUAGCUCGGGCAGGAUACGAUCCCCAACGCGCCCUCACCCACUUCGCCCGCUCCGUAUCGGACCUACACGAGAUUCAGCCGCUCGACAGGGACAAGUCGGAAAGCUGGACGGGCAGUCUGUUCAAACUAUGGACAAGGGCGACGCAUCCGAGUGCGGAGAGCAGGCUGGCGGCGGUAGAAAAGGAGCUGGCGAGCUGGACGCAGGGAGGCAAGUGA
Molecule: messenger RNA, 1632 nt
Organism: Dioszegia hungarica
Lineage: Eukaryota; Fungi; Basidiomycota; Tremellomycetes; Tremellales; Bulleribasidiaceae
Product: peptidase family M48-domain-containing protein
Exons: 3
Coding region: 1-1632 (543 amino acids)
Biological process (GO): mitochondrial protein processing; protein quality control for misfolded or incompletely synthesized proteins
Cellular component (GO): mitochondrial inner membrane
Molecular function (GO): metalloendopeptidase activity
Source: RefSeq, a predicted model, not a curated record